GAAUGCACUUGUGAUGACUGACAUGUAGUGGGACGGUCUAUUUCUGCUGGAGGAUAAAAGCUCACACUUAGUGAAACUUGAGUAGUUUGUGAUCAACUUCUCUUCCAGAAUGUCUCUCGCACGAGCUGUCCAAGCCAAGAUUGCUGGCAAGCGUGACCCCGAGAGGGAGGUCCAGGCUUUGGAGUGGAUCCAGGCAGUUCUCGGACAAAAGUUCUCCGGACCUCUGGAAGAUGUCAUCCGGGAUGGACAAGUCCUGUGUCAAGUGAUGAACAAACUCGUUCCUGGAUCCAUCCCCAAGAUCAACUCCACGGGAGGACAGUUCAAGAUGAUGGAGAACAUCAACAAUUUCCAGAAGGCCCUGAAGGAAUACGGAGUUCCGGACAUUGAUGUGUUCCAAACCGUAGACUUAUGGGAGAAGAAAGACAUUGGACAAGUAACCACCACAUUGUUUGCUCUUGGAAGAACAACAUACAAUCACCCCGAGUUUCCUGGACCAUGGUUGGGACCCAAGCCUUCCGAGGAGUGCAAACGUGACUUUAGCGAAGAGCAACUCAAGGCUGGACAAACCAUCAUCGGUCUCCAGGCUGGUCAGAACAAGGGAGCUUCUCAGGCAGGACAAAAUAUCGGUGCCGGCAGAAAAAUCAUCUUGGGAAAGUGAACAACCUUCUUCCAUCCUCUUUUUUUACACUUUUUCAUGUUUAACCUUCAAGAUAUUUUUUUAGAACUUUUUACUUUGUGAUUCCAUAUCUAGUCUUUCCUAAGGAGAAUUCUCUGGUGCGACUGCAAUACCACAUACGGAAGUGAAAUGUUGAUCAAGUUCAAAACAGCUGAACGUUUACUUUAUAUAAAUAUAUUUUAAAACUACA
Macrosteles quadrilineatus (aster leafhopper) is the source of this 866-nucleotide messenger RNA. Its product is annotated as muscle-specific protein 20-like. Gene Ontology annotation, molecular function: actin binding. Gene Ontology annotation, biological process: actomyosin structure organization. The transcript is spliced from 4 exons. Lineage: Eukaryota; Metazoa; Arthropoda; Insecta; Hemiptera; Cicadellidae. The record is from RefSeq and is a predicted model, not a curated record. Bases 110 to 658 code for a protein of 182 amino acids.